This is a messenger RNA of Tachysurus fulvidraco (yellow catfish), 2139 nucleotides long. RefSeq names its product tumor necrosis factor alpha-induced protein 2-like. Gene Ontology annotation, biological process: exocytosis; exocyst localization. Lineage: Eukaryota; Metazoa; Chordata; Actinopteri; Siluriformes; Bagridae. The coding region runs from base 167 to 2131 and encodes 654 amino acids. The record is from RefSeq and is a predicted model, not a curated record. The transcript has 12 exons. Gene Ontology annotation, cellular component: exocyst. Gene Ontology annotation, molecular function: SNARE binding.
GAGUUUCCUGUCUGCCACUGUGGGAAUGCCCAUAACACACUCCCCCUGCCUAAGCUGUUGGCCUCCAUUAUAUAAAGCUUCACAGUGAGAGGCAGUCUCACACAGAACCAAGGACACAACAACAGUCUCACAGACGAGUUUCUGGGACGGAAAAUCUGACCUAAUAAUGAUGACCUUCCAACUCCCCACAAUAAAUCUUCGGAAGAAAAGUAAAGGUGAAGCAGACGCUGAGUCUGAAUGCACUACCGUGGUUGAACAACAAUCAAAGGAGAAAUGCAAAAAUAAGACAAAAAUUCUAAACCUAUUAAAAAAAAAAUAUGAUAAAUUGCAGAGAAAAGGAGAGGUACCAGACACUCCAGAUGCCACAGUAAUUUUGGAUUUCAUCCAGAAUGUAGAACAGAAUCAUUUGUCAGAAGCUAGCCAGCAACUUUUAGCACAGGAAGAUCACCUCUUCAGAUGCCAGUCAUCAGAUGCAGAAGUGACUUGCACUGAGGAUGAGGAGGACAGUUUGCAGAAGAACUACGAAACCUUGAUGCUUCAUCUAAGAAUGGCUGUCAAUGAUUCCUUUAACAAGGAGAAUCAGGAGAAACUGAGAAGUGCUGUAAUGGUUAUACAUCAGCAGGAGGAAAAAGACAGGCAUUGGGAGAAAGCAACGGAAGAGAAAGGUCCAUGCUGGAGGCCGCUAAGAUGCAAAGAGAUUCAUGACAUGUUACUCAAGGAGUUAAUCGAGGUACGGCUGCAGCAAGCAAACAAAGAAGAGAACGGGGCAGACAACCUGUCCACUUCCCUGAAGAGAGAGGUGUGUCGGAUGGGCAAGCGCAUUCAAAAGGAUCUACUCCAAGUUGUCCAAGACGUGCAGCAGUGUUAUACAUCAGACUUUGACAUUUGCAAUAUGUAUGUUCAGCUCUACCAUCAAGCUUUCUCUGCAAAACUGACUGAGUUUGCUCAAACCAACUUAGACAUCCAAGACUGCACCUACAUACUACGCUGGAUUCAUGUUUACUAUCCAAAGGAUAUUUUGAAACAGAAUGAGCUGGCACCACACAUCAAGACUGAAUCAUUAGGAGCUUUGUUAACUGAGGAAGCUCGUAAGGCACUAGAGGAGCAAUAUCUGUCACACAAAGAGAUGGAGGUCAGGACAUGGUUGUCCAACGCUCUUAAAAAAGAAGAGGAAAUUUGGCAGACGAGUAAUAAACCUGCUCUCAUUGAUGGGUUCCCCAUCUCCACCCUUGCUGUGGAUCUUAUACCUAUUAUUAACGGAUCCAUAAAGGAGACGGUGGAUAUUCUGGGUAACAGAGAUAAUGGUCAAAGAAUUCUGGUUCUGUUGGAAAGUUUCCUAAUGAGCUAUAAGAAGUCCUUGACUGAUCCUAAAGGAAGGCACAUCAGUCUCCCAGACAUCCUGAAAGCCAGUCUGUUUAGCAUCAAGCAGUUUCGGGAGUAUAUCGAGAAACAGGAGAAUCUCCCAGAUGACAAGAAAGUAACUUUGCUGUCCAUUGUCUCUGAGAUGAGAAACUUCUGUCACAGUUAUUUUCUCAGCCCCAUUCACAAGAAGCUCAAGGAUCAAUAUCGUAAGCUAUGGACUCAAGCCUGGCUUUCAGAAAGUCAAACGAUUGUUGGAGAGCUGAUAAGCACUCUGGAGGACAUGGUUCAGGAUUUCUCAGACAUACAGACUGACUGCAUGAAGGAGCUAUUAAGCCAGCUGCAUUCUGAAGUGAUGACAGAAUAUGUGAAGAGGAUGUUAAAGGUGAAACUGAAACUAAAAGACAAGGACGACCAGGAGGCAGCUGCAGGCUUUCUGUGUGAGGACAGUGUGAGAAUAAACUCACUGUUCAUCAGAAUCGGAUCUGAAGAGAAAUGGCUUUCCAGUAUUUUACCUAAAAUAUCAGAAGUAGUGAGGCUGCAGGACUCAGGAGCACUUCAGCUUGAAAUUGUUACACUGGCUCAAACCUACCCUGACAUCAGCGAAUGCCAAGUCGUUGCACUCUUGGACCUGAAGGCAAACCUCUCCAAAGCAGAAGUGCGUAACAUCAAAAAGAGCCUGAAUGAAAACAGGAAUUUACUGAAUACUGAGUCUACAGCAGCUUUCUUCUGUAAAGUGCCUGUAAAAAAAAACUUACGGACUGUGUUUUAAUUAACAAA